UAUUUUUUACUUUCCAUAUUUAUGCCCUAAUGGCUCUGUAGAUUCUUUUCAAGAUCUGAAGCAAAUUUAAUGAUCAACACCAAUUUAUCUGGUCUGGGUCUGCUUCAUUUUUCAUACUGGUUCCAGUUUUAAUUUCUUGGGUGGAAAUUGGGCUAAAGUUUUGAACUUUGAGAUGGCAAGCAUAGAGGAAGCGCUAAAAGCUAAAGCGAAUGCUGAAACGAAAUACGCAGAGAGAGAUUUUCUGGGUGCCAAAAAGUAUGCUUUAAAGGCUCAGAUGUUGUGCCCUCAUCUAGCGGGCAUAUCACAAAUGGUGGCCGCAUUUGGGGUUCAUAGUGCUGCAGCGACGAAGGUUAAUGGAGAAUUUGAUUUUUACGCGAUGCUGGGUUCAGAUCCAUCUUCAAACAGGGCUAUGUUGAAGAAACAAUAUAAAAAGCUGGCCGUGUUUCUCCAUCCUGAUAAAAAUAAAAGAUUUGGAGCUGAUGUCGCAUUUAGGCUUGUUUCUGAAGCAUGGAAAGUAUUGUCGAAUGGUGCUAAAAGAAGCUCGUACGAUCACAGGAGAAGUUUAUUUACAGUACAUGCUUCUGGUGUUGGCAACGUUGGCAAUUGCGCCAAUUCUUCAGCUUCUCAUAGCAGGCUCGACACGUUUUGGACUGUUUGUACCUCUUGUCAUGUUCAGUACGAAUAUCAUAGGAAGUAUGUGAACAAAAGGCUGUCCUGUAAAAACUGCUAUGGUGUUUUUAUUGCUGUUGAAACAGGUCUGGACGCGGUAAGUGGUGCCUAUCCAAAUAGCUAUAGGCAUUGUGCACCGGAGAACGGAUAUGGAAGCCAUGGUCGUGACGUUGCAUAUGUUCCCACAACGCCUAUUUAUUCUGUGAAUAAUGCUGUUUCAGGACAUCAUUCUGUGUGCAAUGAGCAACCGUUACGCAGACGUGGUAGGCCUUCUAAGAAAAGAAAGCUUCUUGUGGAGAGUACAUAUGUUUAUAAUGGUGAAGCGGCUCUAGAAACGGCUACAGAAAUGAAAAUGGCAGAUGCAAAUGGGAAUGGGAAUAUGAACCAAGAUACCAAGCUUCGUACUCCUACUGAAACUUCACUCAGAAGAUGUUUAACAGCUCCUGCAUUUGAUGUAAGACAAUUAUUAAUUGACAAGGCAAGAACAUAUAUCCGCAAGAAACUAGAACAGAUCAGGUCGGAUGCAGAAACUGGCUCGUUAACAAUAACUGUCCCAGACUCUGACUUCCAUGAUUUUGACAAAGACAGAUCAGAGGAUUGUUUCAAACCGAAGCAAAUAUGGGCUUUAUAUGACGAGGAAGAUGGCAUGCCUCGCUUGUAUUGUCUGAUCCGCGAAGUCAUCUCUAUGAAUCCAUUCAAGAUUCGCAUCAGCUACUUGAGUUCGAAAUCAGACAGUGAAUUUGGACUAGUAAAUUGGUUGGAUUCCGGUUUUACCAAGUCAUGUGGAAAUUUUAGGGCCUUUAACUCUGAAAUCGUUGAGCGGGUCAAUAUAUUUUCUCAUCUUCUAAGUAGGGAGAAGGCUGGUAGAGGAGGUUGUGUUAGAAUCUACCCGAAAAGUGGGGAUAUUUGGGCUGUAUAUCAAAAUUGGUCGCUAGAUUGGAACAGAGAAACCCCUGAGGAAGUGAGACACCGAUUUGAAAUGGUGGAGGUCCUUAAUGAUUAUUCCGAGGAGCUUGGUGUCUCUGUUACUCCAUUGGUUAAAUUAGAUGGAUUCAAGACGGUAUACAAAAGAAAAAUGGACAAGGAUGCCAUUCAAUGGAUUCCAAGAAGAGAGAUGUUACGAUUUUCACAUCAAGUUCCUUCUUGUUUACUGAAACGGGAAGGUAUGAAUUUGCCAGAGGGGUGCUGGGAUCUUGACCCUGCUGCAACUCCCGAAGAUCUACUUCAGGGAGUAAAUGAGGCGAGCACAUCCAGGCUAUGACGGGAGUAUAGGUAAAGUAAAUGCCAAGCAGUCGAAAAGUAGAGUUUGAGGUUCUUUUUUCAAUCAUUCUAACAGUAUUGAGAUUCAAAUUAUAUAGAUUUAAACACACAUCGAAGGAUGAUUCUCAAAAAAUUAGAUAACUAGCAGGAUGAGUAUCAAAGUGAUCGAUAGCAUUGUUUUAGGUGGCCGUAGGUUUAAUCAGUGACUUGUAGUGGUAAUUCAGAUUCAUCUCCUUUGCAGAAGUGCUUUUUAUUCUCUCAGGUAGGAUAAUAGGACAGGCUAAAGUGGCUUCUUUGAAAUAUCUUACUCUACAGAUUUAAGUUUCAGUUUACCUCCAUAGGGUCACUUUUCAUCAUUCCUGAUGUUUCAACCAUGAUCUAUCUAUCUAUCAAGGCACUCAACUUUGUCUUUGAGGUAUUAUGUACAUGUUUAGCUUUUCCCAUGAAAUGAAGUGUUAGU
Messenger RNA from Nicotiana tabacum (common tobacco), 2389 nucleotides. RefSeq lists its product as uncharacterized. The record is from RefSeq and is a predicted model, not a curated record. NCBI's taxonomy places the organism in Eukaryota, Viridiplantae, Streptophyta, Magnoliopsida, Solanales, Solanaceae.